GUGAAAGCGAAAGCGCACGUGUAGAAGAAAGAAGAUUUUUGUUGCUGUCAGGUUGAUGUGAAAGAAAUGGAUGGUGGUGAGAAAGAUGAUGUACCCAUUCUAUCGGAUACUCGUUCUCAAAUUAUGGGUGCUGAAUUAAAGAGGUUUACAGCCAGAAGUCGAAGUGUGUCUAUGUCCAUACCGAUGAACUCCAUGGACUGUUAUGAUUCUUAUGAAAGUGAAAAUAUUCUUGCAAGUCACACUGGUCCUUUGAGGAGUGAAAGAAGAACCCCUUUCAUACAGAUGAGUGGUCCAUUGUAUAUUAGUAGGAAAAAUGAGAAUCUUACUCAGUCUGUGGAUGUGAAAAUGGGCCGCACUUCACUUAUGGCAGAAACAUUUUCUUCUAAUAGAAUAGAUAGAAAAGACUGGUCAGAUGACAACUUUACCACUAAUGAACAUUUAUUGAAGUCUGGGCCUUUGGGUGUAUGCAAUGAUCCUUACUGCACAACUUGCCCAACGUAUGAUAAUUACAGAACCAAACAGAAGGGCUCAAGAGCUUCAGGCAUAUUUGACUACAAGAAUGCUCUUUAUGGGGAUGCUAAAGGUUGGGCAUGGAAGUUCUUCUCCUCUCUAUAUUCAUACAUUCCUGGAGUGAUGAAUCCUCAUGCGAAAGUUGUACAGCGAUGGAAUAAAUUUUUUCUCAUUUCCUGCUUGCUAGCGAUUUUUAUGGACCCCUUGUGUUUCUUUGUGCUUACGGUGCAGGAGGACUACAAAUGCAUAGUUCUUAACUUUCACUGGACAACAGCAUUUGUUGUUCUUAGAAGCGUGACUGAUUUCAUUUACUUAUUACACAUGCUUCUUCAGUUUAGGCUAGCUUACGUUGCUCCGGAAUCUAGAGUGGUGGGUUCUGGAGAUUUAGUUGACCAUCCAAAGAAAAUUGCUGUACAUUACCUUUGUACCUACUUUUUAAUUGAUGCAUUUAUCGUAUUACCUCUUCCUCAGAUCAUGAUAUUGCUGGUCUUGCCUAAAUACCUCGGAUCAGCGACCUAUGCAAAAAAUCUCUUAAGGGCCUCUGUUCUUCUUCAAUACAUACCCAGAUUUUUCAGGUUUCUGCCUUUGGCUUCUGGUCAGUCUUCGACCGGCUUCAUAUUUGAAUCAGCAUGGGCAAACUUUGUUCUUAAUCUUCUCAUAUUUGUAUUGGCUGGGCAUGUUGUCGGGUCAUGCUGGUACCUCUUGGGAUUACAGAGAGUUAAUCAGUGUCUACGAAAUGCCUGCAAUGACUCUGGGCUGGAAGUUUGUACUGCAUUUAUAGAUUGCGGACACAAGGAGAAUAUUGGGAAAUUUAUAAGAAAUGUAGAACAAAACUCGACAUGGAUAUCCUGGAAGGACAAUGCAAAUGCUACUGAUUGUUUUAGCGAAGAUGGUCGCUUCAGUUUUGGGAUUUACAUCCAAACUGUUAAUCUUACCACAGAGCCUAGCAUCCUUACAAGAUACGUAUAUUCCUUAUUUUGGGGUUUCCAGCAAAUCAGUACUUUGGCCGGAAAUCAAGUUCCUAGUUAUUUUGUUUGGGAAGUUCUUUUCACUAUGGGAAUCGUUGGCCUUGGCUUGUUGCUGUUCGCUUUACUAAUUGGAAAUAUGCAGAACUUUCUCCAAGCUCUUGGACGGAGACAAUUAGAGAUGCAACUAAGGCGUCGUGAUGUUGAGCGGUGGAUGAGUCAUCGGCGCUUACCUGUGGAACUAAGAAGGCAAGUAAGACAAUCAGAACGGUUUAAUUGGGCUGCCACCCAGGGGGUAAAUGAAGAAGCGCUACUACAAAAUCUGCCAGAGCACCUGCAAAGAGAAAUACGUCACCAUCUUUUUAAAUUUCUCAAAAAAGUCCGUAUUUUUGCCUUGAUGGAUGACCAUAUCUUAGAUGCCAUUCGUGGGAGACUACGGCAGAAGACAUACAUAGAAGGAAGCAAAAUUUUAAAUUGCGGAGAUCCAAUUGAGAUGAUGGUCUUUAUUGUGCGAGGGAAAAUGGAGAGUGUUGGAGAAGAUCGAAAUAAAGUCUCUUUAUCAGUAGGGGAUGUUUGUGGUGAGGAGCUUCUCACAUGGUGUCUUGAAAGCUCUUCAGUGAACAAAGAUGGACAGAAACUCAAAAUGCCAGGACGAUUACUUUCAAACAGGAGGGUGAGUUGCUUAACUAACGUGGAAGCAUUUUCACUCCGAGCUUCUGAUCUAGAAGAAGUCACCUUUCAUUUCGCCAGAUUCUUACGAAAUUCACGUGUUCAAGGAGCCAUAAGAUAUGAAUCACCCUAUUGGAGAGGAUUUGCAGCAACGGGAAUCCAAGUAGCAUGGAGAUACAGAAAGAAACGUUUAAAUCGACGGGAUGCCUCCUCUGAUCGUCAAACAUAGGCUUCCAGUGUGAUAGUGAAGUUUAUUUUGUUGCAACAUGUGCUUCUAUGGAUUGAUGCAAAUGUAGCUUACUCCAUAAGUUACGUGUGUUUUGAUGUAAAUAUAGUCAACUCCAUGGUCUGAUCAUCCUAGCGAAGAAAGUCCCAUUUAGGGAUGUCUACUCAAAUCAAUACUGUUGGAUGUAAAAUCCUAACUCCAUUAUCUAA
Messenger RNA from Telopea speciosissima, 2579 nucleotides. RefSeq names its product probable cyclic nucleotide-gated ion channel 20, chloroplastic. The coding region runs from base 67 to 2373 and encodes 768 amino acids. The transcript is spliced from 14 exons. Gene Ontology annotation, cellular component: membrane. Gene Ontology annotation, molecular function: monoatomic ion channel activity. NCBI's taxonomy places the organism in Eukaryota, Viridiplantae, Streptophyta, Magnoliopsida, Proteales, Proteaceae. Gene Ontology annotation, biological process: monoatomic ion transport; transmembrane transport. The record is from RefSeq and is a predicted model, not a curated record.